This is a messenger RNA of Paramormyrops kingsleyae, 4958 nucleotides long. RefSeq names its product HECT and RLD domain containing E3 ubiquitin protein ligase 3 (gene herc3). Gene Ontology annotation, cellular component: cytoplasm. The record is from RefSeq and is a predicted model, not a curated record. Gene Ontology annotation, biological process: protein ubiquitination; ubiquitin-dependent protein catabolic process. NCBI's taxonomy places the organism in Eukaryota, Metazoa, Chordata, Actinopteri, Osteoglossiformes, Mormyridae. Gene Ontology annotation, molecular function: ubiquitin protein ligase activity.
CGCGCCGAUAAUCUGCAUCGCUACUUCCUUGUUAUCGUCGAGCUUGACCAGCGAUCCGGGAGUCCAAAUGCACAGGCCUACAGUCUGCCCUAAAGAGAGUGGACCGGGCGUCCAAGCUUAAGGCCUCCCCAGCCCUGAGCGACCAUGCUGUGCUGGGGCAGCACGGUGGCCGGCCAGCUGGGCCUGGGUGACUCGGGGCCCAUGGUUCCCGAGCCACGCUGCUGUCGGGCCUUUUUCGGCCGUGGCCUAAGAGAGGUGGCCUGCGGAGGGAACCACUCGCUGUUCCUGUUGCAAGACGGCAGCGUCUACACCUGCGGCUCAAACAGCUGCGGCCAGCUGGGUCAUGGGAAGGCCAGCGACAUCCCAGAGCUGGUCGGGGCUCUGGAUGCACAGAAGAUCGCCGCGGUGUCCUGUGGGCGCUCCCACUCGGUCGCCGUAAACGACCAGGGCCAGGUGUUCGCCUGGGGGGCGGGUGGCGGGGGCCAGCUGGGCCUGGGCACUACGGAGGAGGCCGUCAGAAUCCCCAGGUUGGUCAGGAAGUUGUGUGAACAUCGCAUCUCCCAGAUCAUGUGUGGCAACCACCACUGCAUUGCACUUUCUAAAGACGGCCAACUCUUUACGUGGGGUCAGAAUUCCAGUGGUCAACUGGGUUUGGGAAAGGCUCACCCAAGCACGCCAUCGCCAUCGCCCCUCAAGUCGCUGUCGGGCAUCCCCCUGGCCCACGUUGCUGCUGGGGGGGACCACAGUUUUGCCCUGUCCCUCUCUGGGGCCGUCUUUGGCUGGGGCAGGAACAACGCCGGACAGCUGGGACUCAAUGAUGAACAAGACCGCGCCGUUCCCUGUCAUAUCAAAUUCCUGCGGUCGCAGAAGGUGGUGUUCAUCAGCUGCGGAGAUGAGCACACGGCCGCCUUGACGAAGGAUGGGGGCCUUUUUACUUUUGGGGAUGGCUCGCAAGGGCAGCUGGGCCACGACUCCACCAACAAUGAGGUCCUCCCCAGACGGGUCCUGGAGCUGAUGGGAAGCGAGGUGUCGCAGAUCGCCUGCGGAAGACACCACACCCUGGCUUUCGUGCCUUCUUCUGGCGUGGUCUACGCAUUCGGCUGCAACGCCAAGGGCCAGCUGGGCACAGGAACCAGGGCCAACACCAGCAGCCCGCUGCCCAUUAAAAGCAGUCUCUUCCAUAGGGGAUCCCCCACGACAGAGUCUGGAAUUUAUGCCGUUUUCAAAAUUCAUUGUGGAGGAGACCAUAACUUUUUAUUGUACUCCAACCAGGAGAGCUGUGUGCCCCCCGAGGACUAUCGUGUUAUCAACGCCACCAAAAGCAUCUCGAUCAUUAAUCACGAAAGCCUAAACGCGUGGAGGACAAAACUGGUGGACAGCACGGACUCCAGUAUCACCAACGACAUCAUUCUUCUCCUUUCUUCAGCUGCUUGCUGGAAUGCCAGUUUCCUGGACCAGAGUGACGAUGGACACUUCAAGACCAAUCCAAAGGUCCCCGGCAUUGAUCUGACCUCGGUCAGGCUGUUCUUUGAGAUGCUCAUGAAGCCAGCGUUUUCCAGGCUGCUGGAGCAGGCCACCAAGAGCUUCGAGAGCUUCCUGAUCCCUCAGCUGCCGUGCUCUCCGCCGGACGUGGAGGCCAUGCGGAUCUAUCUGAUUCUUUCCGAAUGCCCUGUGCUCCAGGACUCCAAAUAUUACAUCACGCUGACCAUUCCUCUGGCCAUGGCGAUAUUACGGCUGGAUGCAAAUCCCAGUAAAGUCCUCGAUAACUGGUGGUCCCUGGUUGACUGCAGCGUAUUCUCACGCCUGCUGGAGAUGUACAAAAGCACGGUGGUUUACCUCCUGACGGGUGGCAAAUCGCUCCUGAUCCCGGUGUUCCUGGAAAGCUACAUUAGCGCCACACUGAGGCUGCUGGAGAAGUUGCACAAGGUGAACCUGAAAGCCCAGCACGUGGAGUACAAUCGAUUCUAUAUCCCUGACAUUACGAGUCUAGUGGACAUCCAGGAAGACUACCUCAAGUGGUUUCUGAGUAAACCAGAAAUGAAAAUGACGUCACCAGCCGUACAGAGCUCAGUGACGUUGUGUGCCUACCCAUUCAUCCUGAACGCACAAGCCAAGACAACUAUGCUACAGACGGACGCCGAGCUGCAGAUGCAGAUGGCGGUGAGCGGCGCCAACCUGCACAAUGUUUUUAUGCUGCUGACGCUGGAGCCGCUGCUGGCGCGGAACCCCUUCCUGGUGCUGCACGUGCGCCGUGGGCACCUGGUCAGCGACGCCCUGCGUGAGCUCGCCCUCUAUUCCGACGUCGACCUCAAGAAACCGCUCAAGGUUAUUUUCGAUGGUGAGGAGGCCGUGGAUGCCGGCGGAGUAACCAAGGAGUUCUUCCUGCUGCUGCUGAAGGAGCUGAUGGACCCCGUGUACGGCAUGUUCACCCAGCACUCCGAGUCCAACCUGCUCUGGUUCUCCGACAAAUGCUUUGUAGAGCAUAAUUGGUUCCACCUGAUUGGCAUUGUCUGCGGCCUGGCCAUCUAUAACUCCACGGUGGUGGACCUGCACUUUCCCCUGGUGCUCUACAAGAAGCUUCUGGACGUGGCUCCCACGCUGGAGGACCUGAAGGAGCUGUCACCAACAGAGGGCCGGAGUCUGCAACAGCUUCUCGAUUACGAGGGGGAUGAUAUCGAGGACACCUUCUGCCUCAACUUCGCAAUCACGAGGGAGCACUAUGGCCUGACUGAGGUGAAGGAGCUACUUCCUGGGGGAGAAGACAUUGUGGUGCAGAAGUCCAACAGGGAGGAGUUCGUCAGGGCCUACUUGUGCUACGUCUUCGACGACUCUGUGAAGGAGCUGUAUAGCGCCUUUUCCAGCGGCUUCCUUAAAGUGUGCGGGGGCAAGGUGCUCUCGCUGUUCCAGCCCUCGGAGCUCAUGGCCAUGGUGGUGGGCAACAACAACUACGACUGGGAGGAGAUGGAGAAGAAUGCUACUUACCGAGGGGAGUAUUCGGCGUCGCACCCUACAGUGAGAAUGUUCUGGGAGGUCUUUCACGAAUUUUCUCUGGAAAAGAAGAAACAGUUUUUAUUGUUCCUGACGGGCAGCGACCGCAUCCCCAUCUACGGCAUGCAGAGCCUGCGGAUCGUCAUCCAGUCCACGGCGGCCGAGGAGGACCACCUGCCCGUGGCCCAUACCUGCUACAACCUGCUGGACAUGCCCCGCUACCAGACCAAAGACACGCUGCGCCAGCGCCUCACGCAGGCCGUGGAGCAGUACGAGGGCUUCAGCCUGGUGUGACACCCCCCCCCUCCCGCCCCCCCUCCAAACCUACCAUCCUUACUGCCGCUGCACUUUAUCACUCUGUUUUAGGGUGGGGUCUAUCAAUUGUUUACUGGAAGAACAAUUAGAAGCAGGCCCAAGGAAGAUUAAGAUGUGGGACGUAGGUCUUCAGGUGACUUGAGCUGUUCCUUCUCCCUUUACCACGAGGACGACGGAUUGAUUUUCCUCUUUCGGUUUUCCUCGUGCACCCUGAAGGUGUGUGGACUCAAGCCUGUUGGUGUACUCUUGUUGCUCCCUCGUUCCUGCUCGAUGACGAGCGGCUCGGGGUUCACGGCUGUUUUUUCCAGACUGUCGUCACCAAGCGGGCGACUCUCCCCCCGCGGUGCUGCCCUACCGUCUUUCCCUCCCCCUGGUCUCCACCCAGCGCCGCCGUGACACACAGUUAAUCCUCCAGGCUACGGAACGCCGGCCCGCCUUACAAUCCCGGCACAUCGCGUUCUGGCCGCCUUUCCCCUCCCGGCACCGGCUCCCGCUGCAUAUGCGACGGUCGGGCCUGUGACCCGCGCAUCCUGCCUCAACUUCAUUUUUACUUGCGGAGUCUUCUGGACUCGAGGCAUUUCUAGUGAACAAGUAUCGUGUGAGCAUUGUGUGUCUGUCUGUGUGUGUGUGUGCGCGCGCGCAUGCAUGUCAGCGAGAGCAUUCAGUGAGCGGGGUCUGCUCACAGCAAUGGUGAGUAUUUUAAUAACGUCACCCUGCCCUUCUCUCCUAAUAAAAAGGGGUCACCUUCGUAAGAUAAAUGCUUUCAGAGUUGGAGAAAUGCUGUUUGUUGGACUGCUGUGUUUUUUUUUUUUUUUUUUGCAGUUUCUCCUUUUGCUCUGAAUAUUAAAUCUUAUGACCUGAAAAACAGAGUAGCCAUAAUAUUAAAUAUGACUAAUAGCUUUUUGCUCCCAGGAAUGAAAGUCCUAUGUUCUGUACUGUUUUUAAAAAAAUAUAUAUAUCACAUGACUAUCCUUUCCACUUUGGCUGAACAAGAAUUGGGGAUGGAGUGAAGCUAUAUCCUCACAUUCAAAAGCAAUAAAUAACGGCACCAGGACCGUACCGCCGUCAGGACAUAUCGGCGAAAUCUUUGCAAUGUUCGGUGAGCUGGGGUUCCAGCGCACUCCUCCCCUUGUCCUCUGGGACUGUGAAUAUAUCCAUUAUAUAUAUAUAAAAUGGUGCAGUUACUAAAUAUACCUACACAAUCAUGCUUGUACACACAGCCUCUUUUUUCGGUUUGGCAUUGCUGGUGGUUUGAUUGAUGUAGGUGCAAAAACGUGUUCCAUAUAGUGAAGGAAAUGCUCUAUUGCUGUAUAUCUGUUUGGCACAGCAGCUACUGGUAGGUAUUAGUGAAUAUUUACACCCUGUUCUGCCUCCUGAGAAUGUUACGAGUCGUGUAGUGUUGUGCAUUACAGCAAAGGUUUUUUUUUUUUUUGGGGGGGGGGGGGGGGGGGGGGUUUGUCAGUGUGCAAACAAGGGCUUGUGAAUGGCUAGUCAUGGAUUUUAUGAAAUAUUUAAUUUUAUACCUUCUGAAUGAAAUAUUUUCUUUAAAACCCCUUUUUCCACAGAUUGCACCUGAUUCCAAGGCUUGGAUUUUUAUGUUUAUUUUAGGCCAAAUAUGCUGGUUUCAUAAAAAUAAAAUGAAUUGUGAACAUGAA